CUGAUUUCAUACCACAACCACCAACCUCCACAGCCCUGUUUUUCGACACGACUCCUCCUCGUCGCUCUCCUUCCAUCAUCACUGGCGCUACUGAGUUCGUCAGAGUACAAUCCGCGCCCAUUAAGUCACGGCGAUCGAGCACAUUACGAGGUUCUAUGCAGCCGUCUGCUUGGGCUGAAUCCUGUCCAAAGGGCUCUUUGUGUUCAGAAUCCAUUCUCAAUACCCUUCGUUGCACGAGGAAUCAGGGAAGCCAUCUAUGAGUGCCAGUCUCAGUUCAAGUUUGAACGGUGGAAUUGCUCCGAUCGGCAUGAAAUCACUCCGACACCGCACGGGAAUUUCCAGGACAUUUUCGGGAAAACUCUUCGAUCAACUACCAAGGAAACGGCUUUCUUAGCUGCGAUUGCCAGUGCCGGCAUAGUGCACGCAAUAACGAAGGGGUGCAAUACAGGUAAUCUCACCGAUUGUGGAUGCGACAGUAAGCCAGCAUUGCAGAAGUACGUCGAAGGGUCAAAUCCCAUGGGACGACAUGAACAGUUCUCAUGGGGUGGUUGCUCGGAUAAUGUCCCGUACGGCCAGAAAUAUGCUAGACAGUUUCUGGACGAAUAUGAGAAGCAACAAUUCGAAAAAGACCGUAACGUGAGCCAUCUCGUCAUGAAACACAAUUUCUUGGUAGGACGGGAAGCGAUUUCGCAAAACAUCCGACGGCAAUGCCGAUGCCAUGGCGUGUCGGGAUCUUGUGAGUUCAAAACCUGCUGGCUUCAGAUGCCGAAAUUCAGUGAAGUGGCAGAGAUGCUGAAGAAACGAUACGAUCACUUCGCCGUUCAGGUGACGAAAAGAGCACGGAAGCGACUGAGACGCAAGGAACGAAGUGAACGUCAAAAUCCAAUUCGGGGCAACGAAAUGGUUUACGUGAUGCGAUCGCCGAGUUACUGUGAACGGAAUGACGCAGCUGGCAUUCUCGGUACGAGUGGACGAGAAUGCAAGCAUUCGUCAUACAACUCGGACAGCUGUGACCUUUUGUGCUGUGGGCGAGGCUACAAUACCAGAUUGGAGCGUCGAAUGACCCAAUGCCACUGUAAAUUUGUUUGGUGUUGUCAAGUGAAUUGUAAGGAGUGUAUUGAAGACGUACAAGUACAUACUUGCAAAUAA
This is a messenger RNA of Haemonchus placei, 1149 nucleotides long. The record is from the annotation of a GenBank genome assembly. Lineage: Eukaryota; Metazoa; Nematoda; Chromadorea; Rhabditida; Trichostrongylidae.